Molecule: messenger RNA, 1865 nt
Organism: Harmonia axyridis
Lineage: Eukaryota; Metazoa; Arthropoda; Insecta; Coleoptera; Coccinellidae
Gene: Kr
Product: protein krueppel-like
Exons: 2
Coding region: 139-1323 (394 amino acids)
Biological process (GO): regulation of transcription by RNA polymerase II
Molecular function (GO): DNA-binding transcription factor activity; RNA polymerase II cis-regulatory region sequence-specific DNA binding
Source: RefSeq, a predicted model, not a curated record
UUGCAUCAUUCCACGAGUAACUUACGCAAAUUUGAAUAACUAAUCAGUUAUUGUGACUGUUUACCGUAACCAGGAAGUGAAAGAGUGUAAUGGACUGUUCGUUUCGUUGAGAUUUUUGUGUCCGGUAAAACCCACGAGAUGCCACUGUUGCAGGAAAACACGAAAAGAGAAAUUCUAAACCCAAGAGACAUCAAACUGGAAGCCGAUGACCAAACGACCCUGAACGGAUCGUACUCUCCAGUCGGCUACCCAUCGCCGUUCUCAAACCCGGCCAUGUUCACCCCUUCGCAACUACUGAUGGCCACCCAGUUCAUGGCGGCCUCCGGACUUGCCCUCCCGACCUCCCCGGCCGCGUUCUUCCACCCAAGUUUACUGACACCCCUAAACUGGCCUCCGGCCUCACCGCCCUCACCUCCCAACAGCCAGUCGAUGUCACCGGCCCCCAAGGUGAGGAAGCUGCAGAUCAACAACAAUAACAACAUUGUCACCAGCAGCACGAAUGAGCUGAAGGCUGUAGGGAAGAAGAGGUGGAAGGAGGAAAGGGAGGUCAUAUCGCCUACCUCCAGCUCGUCUCCUCCUUCGAGUACUGAUAUAAGUACCAAGGAGAUCAACAGGGACAAGCAGUUUACCUGCACCAUCUGCAACAGGUCGUUUGGUUACAAACACGUGUUGCAGAACCACGAGCGUACCCAUACUGGUGAGAAGCCUUUCGAAUGUCCUGAGUGUCAUAAGAGAUUCACCAGAGACCAUCAUUUGAAGACUCACAUGAGGCUGCAUACCGGAGAAAGACCCUACCACUGCGAGCACUGCGAUAGGCAGUUUGUGCAGGUUGCCAACUUGAGGAGACAUCUCAGGGUGCAUACGGGAGAAAGACCCUACGCUUGUGAGUACUGCACUGCCAAAUUCUCUGAUUCCAACCAGCUGAAGGCGCACUUGCUCAUCCACACCAAUGAGAAACCUUUCGACUGCGAUAGAUGCCACAGCAGGUUCCGAAGGAGGCAUCAUCUGCUCCACCACAAAUGCGGAGUCGACAAGGAGAUCAAGGUGGAAGUAGACGAAAUCGAGGAGAUUGUCAAGAAGCAGAGGAUCUCACCACCAGCACCCAUGAUUGUACAAACACCUCCAACAGUAUCACCUAAGACCCCCAUAUCAUUCUCCUCCUCCCUGCCUGAGCAGACAGAACCUGAAGACUUGUCGAUGAGCACCGGCAUGCAUUCCCCCCUCUCCAAGUCCCCUUGUUCUUGGGGGGGAUCGGAGGCAGAUAAAGACAGUUAUCACGAAGAUUUCCAACCCAUAGAUCUUCGAGGUAAAUCCAGUUCUUAGUGAUGUAUAUUGGUUAUUUUAGGUAAUCGUCGAAUCUAAAUUUAGGAAUUUAGGUUUUGUACAUUUUUUUUUGUAGCGCGUUCCAAAGUUUAGAUUCGAAUCCAUGAUUGUUCUGUUUUAAUGUUGGAAAUUACUUUGUCGUCUUUGUUGAUCGUUACACAUCUCACGGAUGUUUGGUAUGCAAGUUCCUGGACCAAUAGUUUUUAAUUUGAAGAUUUCAAGAUGUAAUAUAAAAUAGGAGAAUCGACGUGAUUUUUCUCUUCUGGUGUUUAGUUCCUGGCUGAAAUCAGAAACAAGGUUUUCGUUCUAGUUUUAAGUCGUUAGAUGUGAUGUAUAUUUAAGUUUUAUUACCACAGAAGCACGGCUAAAAAUCUAAAAAUUAAAAUUUUAUUUUUAUAUUAUUUUUGUACAUAUGUAAAUUGUCUAUAGUAAGUUUAGUUUUAAGUUUUGUUUUUAUUUGUUCUCGGAACGAACAACUGGUCAUUUGAAAUUUGUUUUUGAUCUUAAUUUCGUUCAGGGUGAACGAUUGAUUCAAUAUUCUU